Talaromyces atroroseus is the source of this 1011-nucleotide messenger RNA. RefSeq lists its product as hypothetical. Gene Ontology annotation, biological process: lipid metabolic process. NCBI's taxonomy places the organism in Eukaryota, Fungi, Ascomycota, Eurotiomycetes, Eurotiales, Trichocomaceae. The record is from RefSeq and is a predicted model, not a curated record. The coding region runs from base 1 to 1011 and encodes 336 amino acids. The transcript has 2 exons. Gene Ontology annotation, molecular function: phosphoric diester hydrolase activity.
AUGAUAGGCGUAAUUGAGUUUAUAACGCUUCUAUGCGGAAUAGUUGUCUCGUUCUUCUCAGAGGACUUGUUCGAUAUAUGGAACGACGAGAAUGGGCUUGUGAAUUGGCCAACGGCCCUUACGAAGGACGUUUUGCCCGUACCAUGUCAUUCUCACAAUGAUUAUACCCGGCCAAUGCCUCUAGUCUCUGCUCUUAAAGCAGGAUGUGUCGGCGUCGAGGCUGAUGUGUGGCUUAUCGAUGAAGAACUGUACAUUGCUCACACGAGACCAAAAGUCACCCACGGCCGUACCCUGGGAUCUCUCUAUGUAAAUCCGCUGAUGAGCCUAUUGGAGGAACGAAAUUCAGCAAUAAAUCAGACAUUGCACGGCGUAUUUGAAACAGACCCGGAUCAGAACCUUGUUCUAUUAAUUGAUUUUAAGACAAAUGGCGCCGACACCCUCCCAUACGUCAUAUCUCAUCUGUCACCAUUGCGAGAUAGAGGCUAUUUAACCCACUGGAAUGGGGCCAAGGUUGUCAAUCGACCUAUCACGGUAGUUGCGACUGGCAGCGCGCCAUUCGAACUCUUGACCGCGAACUCAACGUAUCGUGAUAUCUUUUAUGAUGCACCUCUUGAGCUAAUGGAAGAUGGUGAGCCAAAACCUGUACAACGAGCACGAUCAGCCCGGAGAAAAGAAGAAGGCCAGGGUUCUUCCGGAACACCAAGUGCCGUCCAUCUCGGCACAUACAAUCCAUCUAAUAGCUAUUAUGCAUCGGGAUCCUAUGACAGAUCCAUUAGAUUCCCAUGGAAAUUUUACAUCACCUCCAACCAGUUAAAUCGAAUUCGAGCCCAGAUAAACGAAGCGCACCGACGAGGGCUCAAGGUUCGCUAUUGGUCCACACCAAGUUGGCCACGGAACCUUCGAAAUCAUAUCUGGAGUGUCCUCGUGCGAGAAGGUGCCGACCUACUGAAUGUUGAUGAUUUGGAGAGUGCGAUAAAAGGGCACUGGUGGUCCAACAACGAGGGGAGAUAA